UUUACAACAUAGACCCACUAUCAAUGAGUGCCAGCAUUUCUGGAUUAAUAUCCAUACUCGGCUGAUUUGAUAUAUUUGUAACUCCUUCCAGCAAUAACACCAAGGGGUAUGUUCAAGAAGUAAAAAAGCUUUUUGACGAAAAGACCAAUCUAUACGGCAUUCUUAACCAAUUACGCCUGGUAGUUUCACGGUUUGAUGGCGAAUCAAUCCCGUCCGUAACGCAAUCCCGGCAUAUAGAUGCUUAUCGAACACUUCUUAACACAAUAAAGGAACGACUAGGUAAAGCAGACCCAAGCCAUCUUAAAAGUCAAAAGCGGGUACUCACCCGAAAGAUUUCCACCUUAGGGCGAGCUCUCUUCUGGCCUUUCAGUGUCAGUGAGAUGAAGGCAUUAAUCGAAGACAUUAGGACACAGAAGUCGACAUUUAUGCUUGGCCUACAAGUGGAUGAAAUGAACAUAUUAUUAGAUGCUCUAGGUGACCGGAAGUCACAAGGACUAGAGAUAGAAGCAAUACGUGCGAAUGUUCUUGCCCUUAGAAAUGAGAGAUCAAUUUCAGUGUUAAGUAUGUGCUUCAACAUGGCAUUCUGUAUCAAUAUCUAACCAACAUGUUCGAAUAUCAGACAAAAGCAGAAGGAAAUUAUUAAAUGGAUAGCGCCAUAUGACCCCAGUCAGAGACAUCAAGACGUUCCAACGAAACUUCGGCAGCCAGGCACCGGUCAGGUAAGAAGCCAUCAGUUAUUCGAACGUUUUCAUAUCUUUCUUUAGCUAAAGGUCCCAGUGGUUCUUCAAAGGAGACCAAUUCAAUUACUGGUGUAGUUCGAAAGCAUCAAGGUUGUGGCUGUAUGGUAUUCUUAAGCAUCUCCUCUGUUUCUCAACAACUUACAGCAUUCCCCAAAACCUGUUCUGAUCUCAAUCUUAGCCGGAGCCGGCAAGACUAUAUUGAUGUAAGCUCUCAUUUCCUGCAGCUUUAGUUAUCUACUAACUCAAAAUAGCAGUUCUACCAUUAGCUGUAUAUUUGACUAGCUCGGAGAUGGUGAUUGUAUUAACUUCCCAGCUCUAUUUGAAUCUGUAACCUUCAACUAAUGGAAACUUUGCCAUUUCUAGGUUUGGCAUUUUUUUACUGCGACUACAAAGAUCCACGGACACAUGAUCCUUUGAAUAUCUGGGAUCUCUAGUUAAACAGCUUGCAUUAGCCGACCGCCGUGGGUUCGCGGAGCUGGAGAACUAUUGGGCUGAUCAUUGUCCAAAUAAGAACAUUGGUCUCAGGUUCAAAGUCUACAGAGCAACUCUGUCAUUUGCUUCAGGAUAUAUCACGAUACUUUAACAAUGUUCAUCUGAUUAUUGAUGCUCUAGAUGAGCGUGGAGAUAGCCGGUCGAAUAUUGCACGAAUUCUGGCUGAGCUAAAUGCUAGCAAGGAUAGCAAUGUCAAAAUAAUAUUAAGCUCAAGCCCCGAGCCAGAUAUUGAACAACAUCUGGCAGAUUUUGUAAGCGUUCCCAUUAUAGCACAGAGAAAUGACUUGGAACUCUACGUUCAUUCGGAAAUGCAGCGUCGGCAAGACGAUGGUCUACUAUCCAUCAAGGAUCAAAAGCUCAAAGAAGAAGUUACCGCCUGGUGAACGAAGCACAAGGAAUGUGUAAGUUACGUUAAUAUAGUUCAAUGGCACCGUGUGUUCUAGAAAGAUUGCUGACUUCUAGUCCGUUGGGUAACAUGCCAAUUCGAUCAUCUAUGCGACCUCAAUUCCGUCAAAGCAAUCAGCCAAGCCCUGCAUUCUCUUCCCCCAACAUUAAACGGAACCUACGAAAGGAUUCUAGACCGUAUCAAUCUCAGCAGUGAUGACACCAAAGGACUUGUUUAUCGAGUCUUGUUGUGGACUGUCUGUUCUGUUGUCCCGCUCUCGCUGGCUGAACUUCUUGAAGCAGUUUCUGUAAAUCCAUUUGAUAAAAAGAUGGAUCGAGAUGGUAUUCCGGCUGAAAAAAGUAUUCUGAAGAGAUGCAGUAGUCUUGUGAGAAAGACUGGUGGGGGUGGGUCAUUUGACACUCGAAUCGAACUGUCCCAUUUCACCGUUAAGGAAUUUUUAUUACUUACAAUUCAGGAUGACACUUAUGCUAGCUACCGCAUCUCACAGGAUUAUCACAACGCUUACAUGACUAAGGUCUGCUUGACAUAUCUACUGUUCGAAGAUUUCGGGGAUAUCAUCCCAUACACGAUAGAGAAAGGAGGAGGGCCCGUGAAGAGAAAUUAUGCCUUCUAUACAUACGUCACGCGAUAUUUCGUUCUUCAUGGAUGCUGUGUAGCAAUGAUGAAGAUAUUUUGA
Molecule: messenger RNA, 2314 nt
Organism: Sclerotinia trifoliorum
Lineage: Eukaryota; Fungi; Ascomycota; Leotiomycetes; Helotiales; Sclerotiniaceae
Source: the annotation of a GenBank genome assembly